Cadophora gregata is the source of this 2798-nucleotide messenger RNA. It is a transcript of the gene POB3, whose product is annotated as FACT complex subunit. Bases 85 to 1902 code for a protein of 605 amino acids. Gene Ontology annotation, molecular function: nucleosome binding; DNA binding; histone binding. The transcript is spliced from 5 exons. The record is from RefSeq and is a predicted model, not a curated record. Gene Ontology annotation, cellular component: nucleus; FACT complex. NCBI's taxonomy places the organism in Eukaryota, Fungi, Ascomycota, Leotiomycetes, Helotiales, Ploettnerulaceae.
GUCUUACUUCAAAAGCUGUAAGAUGAGCUCUACCUACCUACUCCUAGAUGGGAUGGAUAUCUAAGAGUCACGUGGUAUGCUAAAAUGUUCAGGCGCGUCGAACAGCAUCGCGCUUGCCACUUUACGCGGGAAUCAAUGCAGCUGCAAUUCACCUACCCCCAACAAAGCAAGCAAUCAAUCAAUCAGGCAACUACCCCCCUUCCUUCUCUUAACAUGGCUCUAGAAAGCUUCGACAACAUCUACCUCGACCUCUCCAAGGAAUCAGGAAAGUGCCGAUUCGCAGAGAAUGGUUUUGGCUGGAAACCGUCUGGGGGCGGCGACACCUUUACGCUUGAUCACAGCAACAUCGGUGGUGCGCAAUGGAGUCGCGCAGCCAAAGGGUACGAGGUGAAGAUUCUGCUGAGAAACUCGGGCGUUGUUCAGCUUGAUGGCUUCUCCCAAGAGGACUUCGAGCGCAUAGGCAAGGUUUUCAAGAAUUGGUACAGCACGAAUCUCGAACACAAGGAACAUGCGCUGCGAGGCUGGAAUUGGGGCAAGGGCGAGUUUGGAAAGGCAGAGCUACAAUUCAAUGUCCAGAAUCGACCUGCUUUCGAAAUUCCCUAUUCAGAGAUCUCCAAUACGAAUUUGGCUGGCAAGAACGAGGUUGCUGUUGAGUUUGCUCUUCCUGCGAAUGGCGAUGAUACGGGUACAAAUGGGGCAUUGGGUGGUGCUCGCGGAAAAGGCAAGAAGGCCGGUGGUGGCAAGGACCAGCUUGUCGAGAUGCGAUUCUACAUUCCCGGUGUCACUACGAAGAAGGAGGCUCUGGAGGGCGAGGAUGCGCCCAGUGAUGCUGAAGGGGCCGAGGCCGAGACAAAUGCUGCCAAUCUCUUCUACGAUACUCUGAUGGACAAAGCCGAGAUUGGUGAGGUGGCUGGCGACACAUUCGCAACUUUCUUGGAUGUUCUACAUCUUACUCCCAGAGGACGUUUCGAUAUCGAUAUGUACGAGAAUUCCUUCAGACUUCGUGGCAAGACAUACGACUACAAGAUUCAAUACGACAAUUUGAAGAAGUUCAUGAUCCUACCUAAACCAGAUGACUUACAUUACAUGAUCUGCAUUGGACUCGAUCCCCCACUUCGACAAGGUCAAACGAGAUAUCCCUUUUUGGUUAUGCAGUUCAAAAAGGAUGAAGAGGUUACGAUUGAUCUGAAUAUGACCGAGGAGUUGAUGAAGGAGAAGUACAAGGACAAGCUGGAGCCACAUUACGAGUCACCAUUACAUCAAGUUGUCACCCAGGUCUUCCGUGGACUUACAGGGAAGAAGGUCAAUCAACCAGCCAAGGAUUUCCGAAGUCACCAUCAACAAUCUGGUAUCAAGUGUUCUAUCAAAGCUAGUGAAGGUUUCCUUUACUGCCUUGAGAAGGCUUUCAUGUUCGUCCCUAAGCCUGCAACCUACAUCCAAUUCGACCAAAUCGAAUACAUUGUCCUUUCUCGAGUUGGUGGAGCUGUGUCUGCGUCUCGAACAUUCGAUAUCACUGUUCAGAUGAAAGGAUCUGUCGCCGAAUCUCAAUUUUCAAACAUCAACAGAGAAGAGCAAAAGCCUCUAGAGGACUUCUUCAAGAUCAAGGGCCUGAGAGUCAAGAACGAGAUGGAUGAGGACAGCUCGGCCCUUCUCGCGGCUGCUCUCAGAGAACCGGAUAUGGCAUCCAGUGACGAGGAAGUUGUUGCAGCUAGAGCAGACAGAGGAAGUGCAGACGAGGACAGCGAGAGCGCGGAUGAGGACUUCAAGACAGACAGUGAAAGUGAUGUUGCGGAGGAAUACGAUUCCAAUCACGAUAGCAGCAGUGGUAGUGACGAUGAGGAUGGACCUGGAAGCGAUGCAGAGGAAGAGCGGCCUAAGAAGAAGGCUAAGGUUGCUAAGUAGGUGGGCCUGGUUUGUAAAAGUUGCAUACUUGGGCGUUUGGGGCUUGGGAAUUUAGCAGCAGAUACUUUUAUGCCAUACCAAGUGUGGUCUUCUGAUAAUCAGACUCCUCGAGAGUCCUUCAUUCAUCCCCUGCUGUUCAGUUUUCGUUCAGCCAGUUCAAGUUCAAGUGCAGGCGAGUUUGAGCAAUGUUCGUUCGCUUUAAGAUUAUAUUCGCCGUUCCUACAGCAUCUCCCAAAAAUCUACCUUCCUCCAAUAUCACUCUCAACUCAUCUCACCGCACAUCUCCACCAAACCUCCUAAGCCCUCAGGGCCCUCGCCAUCUUCUUCCCCGGAAAGUUAUCCGUAAAGCCAAAUUGGCACACAUUAUUCGCAUCACAGCCAUUGUUCGGCACAUUAUACGUAAAUGUAUUCGUCGGGUUCGUAUACGUUGCCGCAAUCCCUUCGUUGAUACUAUUCCACUGGUAUGUCAGGGUGUAGCCUUCCAUGCAGGGGAUACUGCCGGAGGCUGGGAGGGGCGAGGUCGAUGCCGUGCCGGAGCAUUUGGGGGCGUCGCCGACGAGGCCGUUCAGCACUUGGAGGGUUACGAGGGUGGGUGGACCGGUCUGAUGGGGGAAAGGAAGUUAGAUCAGUGAAGGAGAUGGGAGGGAGGUGGAUAGGGAGGUGGAUAUAUAGGGACAUGAAUAGGGAGGUGGAUAAGGAGGCUACUGACUUGACCUGUGCCUGUGAUGGCGAAGAUGCCGUCAGCUGCGAGGGUGCUGCCGGCGAGGGCGAGGACGGUGGAUGCGGUUGUGAACUUCAUCUUGAGAUCUAGAGUUGUGUAUGAACUGUUGUCUGGUGCGUGGAUAUAUCCUUCAAUAGGGAUCUUGCAACUGAAGAAUGGUAAAUCUGAAUGUGUU